Messenger RNA from Aspergillus versicolor CBS 583.65, 591 nucleotides. RefSeq lists its product as uncharacterized. Lineage: Eukaryota; Fungi; Ascomycota; Eurotiomycetes; Eurotiales; Aspergillaceae. The record is from RefSeq and is a predicted model, not a curated record. Bases 1 to 591 code for a protein of 196 amino acids. The transcript has 3 exons.
AUGAAGGCCUACGCACUUCUCAUCCUCCUCGUGUCUCUGGCCGUGGCCGAGAUUACCGGGGCCCCCUCUUCCAACGAUCCUGGUGAUGUUGGAAACACUGCCGAGUCCCAUUCUGAACUUGUCAAGCGUACUGGCAACGGUCAGCUCUGCGCUAACCAGGGAGACUGUGACAAAGGCUACUUUUGUCUCAUGUUCUCGUGCAUCGUUGACGACCCUGCACUCUUCCCUGAUGUCCUAUGUCGUUCCAACUACCACUGCCGUGACAAAGGUCCCGACUAUGUCUGCUUAAACGGCCUAUGUGCACCUCCUAAACCUGGUCCUGUUGAUGAGCCAUCAUGCAACUUCGACAGUGACUGCGAUGGCAACGCUAAAUGUGAAGGACACCUCUGCAUCAAUCACGACCUUACUAUGGAGGCUCCAGAUAUCAGUGACCCAGCCUGCAAGAGCGACUCUGACUGUGAUGGAGGUCGAUGCCUGAACGGGAUAUGCCUGGCACCCUCCCGCACCAAGCUGCGGUUCGCUCGUCGCUCUCCUCAACUGAUCUGCCACAAUGACCAGGAGUGUACUGGCAUCAACGGUGCUCCGGGCUGA